AUGGACUCUGGCUUCACCUCCAAGGACACGUACCUGAGCCACUUUAACCCCCGGGAUUACCUAGAAAAAUAUUACAAUUUUGGGUCCAAACAAUCAUCAGAAAAUAAGAUUCUUAGGCAUCUUCUGAAAAGUCUUUUCAAGAUAUUCUGUGUAGAUGGCGUGAAGGGAGACCUCCUGAUUGACAUCGGCUCUGGCCCCACCAUCUAUCAGCUCCUCUCUGCUUGUGAGUCCUUCAAGGAGAUCAUCGCCUCUGACUACACUGACCAGAACCUGAAAGAGCUGGAGAAAUGGCUGAAGAAGGAGCCAGGGGCCUUUGACUGGACCCCAGUAGUGAACUAUGUGUGUGAACUUGAAGGGGGCAGAGUGAAGGGGCCGGAGAAGGAGGAGAAACUGAGGCAGGUGGUCAAGCAGGUGCUCAAGUGUGAUGUGACCCAAAGCCAGCCCCUGGCUGAGGCCCGCCUGCCGCUGGCUGACUGUGUGCUCAGCACGUUGUGCCUGGACGCUGCCUGCCCGGACCUCCCCACCUACCAUGCCGCCCUCAGGAAUCUGAGCAGCCUGCUGAAACCGGGGGGCUUCCUGGUGCUCGUGGAUGCCCUCAAGAGCAGCUACUACAUGAUUGGCGAGCAGAGGUUCUCCAGCCUCUCUCUGGGCCAGCAGGCCAUCGAGGCUGCCGCCAGGGAGGCUGGCUUCACCAUUGAACAGUUUGAGGUCAUCUCUCAAAGUUACUCUUCCACCAUGGCGAACAAUGAGGGACUUUUCUGCCUGGUGGGGCGGAAGCUGAGCUGA
Molecule: messenger RNA, 786 nt
Organism: Condylura cristata (star-nosed mole)
Lineage: Eukaryota; Metazoa; Chordata; Mammalia; Eulipotyphla; Talpidae
Gene: NNMT
Product: nicotinamide N-methyltransferase
Exons: 3
Coding region: 1-786 (261 amino acids)
Cellular component (GO): cytosol
Molecular function (GO): nicotinamide N-methyltransferase activity
Source: RefSeq, a predicted model, not a curated record